UACAAUGAUGUGCAUGUGAAUUUCACUCGAGAAGAGUGGGCUUUGCUGGAUCCUUCCCAGAGGAAUCUCUACAAAGAUGUAAUGCUGGAGACCUACAGGAACCUCACUGCUAUAGGCUACAAUUGGGAAAGUCAUAAUAUAGAAGAGCAUUUUCAAAAUUCUAGAAGACAUGCAAGACAUAAAAGGAUACAUAGAGGAGAGAAACAUCAUGAAUGUAACCGAUGUGGUAAAGCCUUUCUACGUAACAGUCAUCUCCUAAUACAUAAAACAACUCACACUGGAGAGAAACUUUAUGAGUGUAAUGAAUGUGGUAAAGCCUUUGCAUGUAACAGUCAUCUCCUGCUACAUAGAAGAACUCACAGUGGAAAGAAACCCUAUGAAUGUAACCAAUGCGGUAAAGCCUUUGCACGUAACAGUAGUCUUCUAGUACAUAAAAGAACUCACACUGGAGAGAAACCUUAUGAAUGUAACCAAUGUGGUAAAGCCUUUGCAUGUAGCAGUAGACUUCUAGUACAUAAAAGAACUCACAGUGGAGAGAAACCUUAUGAAUGUAACCAAUGUGGUAAAGCCUUUGCAUGUAACAGUAACCUUCUAGUACAUAAAAGAACUCACACUGGAGAGAAACCUUAUGAAUGUAACCAAUGUGGUAAAGCCUUUGCAUGUAGCAGUAGACUUCUAGUACAUAAAAGAACUCACAGUGGAGAGAAACCUUAUGAAUGUAACCAAUGUCAUAAAGCCUUUGCAUUCAAGAGUAGUCUUCUAGUACAUAAAAGAACUCACAGUGGAGAGAAACCUUAUGAAUGCAUCCAAUGUGGUAAAGCCUUUGCACAGAACAGUAGUCUUCUAGUACAUAAAAGAACUCACACUGGAGAGAAACCUUAUGAAUGUAACCAAUGUGGUAAAGCCUUUGCAUGUAACACUGGUCUCCUAGUACAUAAAAGAACUCACAAUGGAGAGAAACCUUAUGAAUGUAACCAAUGUGGUAAAGCCUUUGCAUGUAACAGUAACCUUCUAGUACAUAAAAGAACUCACACUGGAGAGAAACCUUAUGAA
Molecule: messenger RNA, 1053 nt
Organism: Meriones unguiculatus (Mongolian gerbil)
Lineage: Eukaryota; Metazoa; Chordata; Mammalia; Rodentia; Muridae
Product: zinc finger protein 431-like
Exons: 3
Biological process (GO): regulation of DNA-templated transcription
Source: RefSeq, a predicted model, not a curated record